UCGUCUCCUACUCUCCUUAAGGACCCCUCCGUCUCCUCCAGAUCUCCCAUUCACACACACACUCUCACGCGCACAAAAGACCGAAGCGCGCAAGGCAGCAAGCAAAGCCUCCGCCCAUGGCGCCUCUCCUCCUGCUCUUCCUCCUCGGGGGCCUCUGCGCCCUCUUUUCCCUCACCUCCUCGUCGCGGUCCAGCAGCAAGAAGUGCGACGACGGCGGCAGCCACGGCAAAAGCAAUGGCAAGUGCGGCGACAACGGCGAGUCAAGAGCCAAGAACGGCGACGAGCGGGAGGAGACGCAGGGGAAAGCGCGGCCCGGCCCGGAGGCGGACCUGGGCAUCGUGUUCUCGACGUUCGACCACGACGGCGACGGGUUCAUCACGGCGCGGGAGCUGGAGGAGUCGCUGCGGCGGCUCGGCUUCGCCGUGUCCGCCGACGAGGCCGCGGCCAUGGUGGUCCGCGUUGACGCCAACGGCGACGGGCUCAUCGACAUCCACGAGUUCCGCGAGCUCUACGACUCCAUACCCAAGAAGAGGAAGCAGCAGCAGCCCGCUGAGGCGGAGAAGUUUGCCGCCGGCGAUGGCGGCAGCUCAGCGGUGGUGGAGGAGGAAGAAGCCGAGGAGGAGGAAGAGAGGGACCUGCGGGAGGCGUUCGACGUGUUUGACGGCAACAAGGACGGGCUCAUCUCCGCCGAGGAGCUCGGGACCGUGCUGGGCUCGCUCGGCCUGCGCCAGCACGGCGCAGGCCGGCCGGCCGUCGCCGAGUGCCGCGACAUGAUACGCCUCGUCGACAGCGACGGCGACGGUAUGGUCAGCUUCGAGGAGUUCAAGCGCAUGAUGACCGUCGUCAAGGCAUAGUUCCUCCUCCUCACAGAUCAAGCACGGAUCAAAAAGCAAACUUGGAGCGGAUUUGCAAAGGCAAGUGACGUUAAUUUGUUCUUGGAUUGGAAUAGAUGCAUUGGGUUGGUAGCAGAACUGCAGAAGCAACCAAUUAACACCAAGACCUCGUAUUUGUUUAUGGGGAGUUAAAGCUAAAAAUAGCUUCCUGCCAGGUGUUUCUCCCCUGUUCUUCAAUCUUGACCACUUCCUUUCUUUCGUUCCUUUUUUUCUCCCCUUUUACAGUCUAAUUAUUUCCUACUUUUUAGUUCUUGUUACUGUUUUGACUGAUAAGUACCAGACAUGUAUGUAAAUAUUAGUUCUUGCUCGCUGUCAGGUUAAUUUGUCGGAAAAGAACAAUGGAUGAAUGGACAUGACUUGUUAA
Messenger RNA from Phragmites australis (common reed), 1257 nucleotides. RefSeq names its product probable calcium-binding protein CML30. The transcript has a single exon. Bases 117 to 854 code for a protein of 245 amino acids. NCBI's taxonomy places the organism in Eukaryota, Viridiplantae, Streptophyta, Magnoliopsida, Poales, Poaceae. The record is from RefSeq and is a predicted model, not a curated record. Gene Ontology annotation, molecular function: calcium ion binding.